UCACACCCAGUCACCCAGUAGCGAUCUCUCCGCAGUGUGGAAAUAGUUGGUAGAGCGCACGCAGUCCAAUCCACAAAACACCUAUUUAGCUAAGGGAGAAAUAUACAUUUGUGAGUUUCUUGUCAGCAUCGCUUGGACAGGAUUUGUAUUGUUUUUAACAGGCUCCGAAAGACGCGCAGUCAGUGAAGGACGUUUGAAAACUCACUUCUGAUUAGUUCACGAUUAAGUUCAAACCGGGAAAAGACACGGAUAGAGGUUGUUUUUAUCAACGACAUAAGAUUAAUUUAAAAUCAGAGCACAGACAGCAUGGCGAGAGAAGACGCUCGAAAUUGGCAUGACUUCGCAAAAAUGAUCGGACUGUUCAGCGUGGUCACGUUGCUGACUUUUCAAGGGACUGUGUCUCAGCAGGUGAAGGUGGAACCGGAAGUGAUGUCCUACCCCAGCCAGGCGGUCAACCUGAGGUGUGCCUUCGCAGAUGCUGGAGGGAUACAGCUCACACAGGUGUCCUGGAUCUAUGAGCCGAAGGAGGGCGAGCGGCUCAACAUCGCCGUGUACCACCCUAACUUUGGGGCAAGUUACCCCACAUCGCCCCUGAAGGGGCGGGUCCGCUUCACGACGGUACCCCCCUCCCUCAACAACCCCUCCAUCCAGAUCUCAGACGUCAAGAUGACUGACGAGGGGAAAUACAUCUGUGAAUACGCCACCUACCCCAGCGGCAAUGAACAGGGUGUCACCUCCCUCGUCAUGCUAGCCAAACCCAGGAACGCUGCCUCCGGGGUAACAGUGAUAGCCUCCACUGUCACCGCGGGAGCCCAGCCAGUUGUCGUGGCCCGCUGUGAGUCGACCGACGGUCGCCCUGCUGCCCAGAUCGCAUGGGUGACGGCUGUCAACGGCAAUGCUACCUCCGCCUCUACGGCGGGCGCUGACAACACCGUGACGAUAACUAGCCAGUACAUGCUGGUUCCCACAGCAGCAGACAACGGCAAAGACAUCAGCUGUUUGGUGUCCCAUAGGACCCAGGCCAAGCCUGAGAGCUUCCUGAUGAAACUGGCCGUCGAGUACCCCCCACAGGUGACCAUCGUGGGCUAUGAUAAUAACUGGUACGUGGGUCGGACCAACGUGGCUCUGACCUGUCAGGCUACUGCCAACCCCAUCCCUACCACCAUCACAUGGAAAACUAUGUCCGGUCAGAUGCCAGACACAGUGCAGGUAAAAGAAAACGUUCUGACCGUGCUGAAGGUGGACGAGCAGGCCAACACAACCUUCGUCUGCGAGGUCAACAACCGCCUGGGCACCGGCAAGGACCAGGUCACUGUUAUGGUCAGAGAACCCUCUGUGGUCCCCUCCAACACGGCUGUGGUGGCAGGUGCUGUAAUUGGCUCCCUUCUGGCCCUCCUCCUCGUCGCCGCCCUUAUUGCCGUCCUGGUCACCCGGAGCCGCCGGCAACAGCAGGGUUACCGUGGCAACCCAAACCACAGCUCCUACGACAUAAAGUCGCGUCUCUUCGGCGCCGGCAAGAAGGGGAGCAAGAACGGGACUGGUGCUGGCGCCGGGGGCAACGGGGCGGGCGGCAACAACAACAGCCCCAUCUACGUCUACAAGGAGGGCUCCGCCCAUGAUGGCCUGUCUGGCAAGGCCAAUCAACACGUGCCACUGCAUCUGGGGGGGCGUGGUGAGGGGGGGGUUGCCACGGCGCCCACAGCACAGGACAUCCUGCUGAGUGGCGAGCUGGACGAGGCAGAGCGAAGGAAGUUUGACCAGCUGGAGGACGACGAGGAGAGUUACGACCACUUUGGAGGGGGUGGGCCCAUCCUGCAGCUCCGCCCACCACAUGACCAGGACGGAAUCAUGAGCGGUUACCUUGACGACGACAUGGAGUCUCAGCGCGACGGGUCGGUCAUCUCACGGACAGCCGUGUACGUGUAGAGAGAACGGGCAGAGGAAGAGGAGGAGGAGGAAGGAAAGCGGGAUGGAAGAAUGAAAAUGUCCUCCUUCUAAAGGAGUUGGUGGUGUUGGGUACUCCUCUGUUGGAUCAUUUGAAAUAUAUUAACAACGACCACAAAUGCAGCCCAUAGAGAGAGCAAGAUGAAGUGGCUGAGGGAGGGAAUGUACAAAAACAAGAUGAACUGAGUGGUGGCUGAGGGAGGGAAUGUACAGAAACAAGAUGAACUGAGUGAAGUGGCUGAGGGAGGGAAUGUACAGAAACAAGAUGAACUGAAUGAAGUGGCUGAGGGAGGGAAUGUACAGAAACAAGAUGAACUGAAGUGGCUGAGGGAGGGAAUGUACAGAAACAAGAUGGAGGACUGGUGCAUUGAUAAAACAAGUAUUUUUCUCUGGUCCCAAUAUGAAAAGUGGAUCACUUGAUGUCUAUCUACCAAAACAAUGAAAGAAAUCCUGAAACUAUCUUUUUCACAUCGCUGCUCUGUUGUCUGUUGUGUUCCUCAUUUAUUUAGUUUAGGGACCUUGGAGAUUGAAGCCUCCAGAGAGACACAUUGUAGUAGGUACUUGUGGGUAAAAUGGCAUCUCCGUGCAGCCGUUCCCUCGCUAGCUAGAGAAACUCCUCACUAAAAUAUUCACUCUUAUCUCCACUAAAUGCACAGUAGCAAUGUAAGGGGUGUCACGAUGGUAUCUGCUCCCUGCUAUUCUCGUCUCUCUCCUGUGAGACAACGUUUGUUCCGGCUACAGUAGCCUUGUUUCUGCUGUAUGUGACAGUACUGGGGGAGGGAACGGGAAGUUUGGCAGGGGAAGUGGUCGAUGUAGUUGUCGUUAAGUAAAAUGUCAAACUCUCUUGUGUCUGUAUGUUGCAGUAGUCCUCCUCUUUCUACCUCAUUUUCUCUCAGCUAUUGUGCCAUCAACUGGAAGUAUGUGCAGAAUUUAGUUUGGGACAUUCUGAAAUGAUAAACAACUUACUGAAGGAGGGGUAGUCAUCUAGAUGAAGAGUGCAUGAAAGGGGGAUUGAUAGAGGGAUAGGAGGGAGGGAAUGGAUAGAGGGAACGGUACAGCUGUUCUCAUCUCCGGAGAGACGGGGAGAGAGGGAUUAGGAUGAAUUGAGAGAGGGAGAAAAAGAAAAGGCUCAAACAGCAGGGCUGUUCUCCCUCUCCUCUGUUUGAUCCCUCUCUUCUUGUGGUGUUCCUGACACGAAGAGUUUGAUUGCUAAUGAGCCGUGAAGUCACUGCUCAUCUUAGCCCACACACACCAAAUUACCGCCGCUUAGAUGGUAUGACGUGGACAUUUUCUCUCCCUCCUCGCUCUCCUCCGUUCUCCCUCUCCUCCGUUCUCCCUCCUUACCCUGUCUCUUACCUCUGUCUUUCUCCAUCAUCUCUCUCCUUGUCUCCCUCAGUCUCUCCUCCCCCAGUCUUUCUCCAUCACCUCUCUCUACCCUGUGUGUGUGUGUGUGAUUUACACAGGGCUGUGUGGAGGUCAAGGACACAGGGAGAGCAGAGGGACUAUUGCAUGGCUCCCUCCCUACGUGUCAAACACCCCACUUACUGUACUGUAUCCCCUUCCUCCUGCCAGACCUGACUCAGACAGCCAUGGCCCUGCUCACUGUACAUCUCGGCUUUUCCUAUUAUCCCAUUGUAUAUGUUGCUCUGUCAAUCUAUACAAUCACAAGGUAUAUAGAAAUCCAAAUAUAUGAUGGCAUAUUUGCAUCUGUAGCCAAUUAAGAUAUAAAUUAAGUCAAAUGAAUUGAUUGAUUCUGUGCAUACACAGGGGGUGUAUGACCUAUUAUAGGACCUAUAUUGACUAGCAGAGGUCUGGGUAUAAUCCUUCAUGAUUCAGACAGACUGGAGUCUGAUAGUUUAGUGACUAAUUUGUCUUUCUAACAAGACAGUCGAGGGCUGUUCAAGCCAAUAUCACCAUGUACAACUAUUAUACAUCACUAGAGGCAAACAGAUGACCACUGGAAGGCUAUGACCAGCUUUCUUCCUGAAGAGCCUUAGUUUCCUACCCUCAAUACCCCAGAUCUGAAUCCGCCCCUUAACAACUCCUAGCUCAUGACUCCCCUGUGAUUCAUCGUGUUUCCUGGUUAAUCAGUGGGGUUUCCUUGGCCGCCCUCACCAGGUGAGGCACCUGAUUGGCCCGUUAAGCCUGGGUCUGUUUCUGGGUCACAGCCAGCCAGAGGUCAUGGGGUCAAACGAUGUGCGUUUUACCGCUGAGGACGUGGAGGGUGCCUGUGGGACGCACCUCUAAUAGGGCCCUUUAACUUUAACCCAUAGGGUUCACAGAGAAACACACAUAUUACACACACUCUGGUGAGAGCGACGUGUAGUAGUGUUCCAGGAUGACGUUAACUCUUGUGGUGGAGGUUGACCUUGGUGUGGGGGACAGAAAGGAACGGAGAGGGGGGAGACAGAGAGGAAGGGAUAGAUACUGACCCACUGUGCGACUCGCCUAACCAUCAGCACUUGAUAACACGAUAGCCUAAGUCUGUCAAUAGCAUUAUGGCCUCAGUAUAGGCCAAAACUCUGACUUACAUACACAUUAUAGAUAUAGUACACUUGCCUAGAGCAGGGUUCUACAGUGCAACCAUUUUACUCACAUAUGCGCCUAAAUAUUUUGCUGUGCGACAUUUCGUUUUUAUUUAGGAGCCCCAGUGUGCUGAGAACAGUUUUUAAUUCUAGCUUUAUUACCUCAAAUAUUUUUCACUGUGUUCCUAAAUUUCUUUGUGUGCACCUACAUUUUUCAACUUAGCCACACGUGCUCCUAAACAAGGUCGGCGUAAAGGCCUGUAGUGAACUACUUAUCAUGACCACUAACAAACACGUAUCUCCCAUCUUUGCACUUGUGUGUAACACCAAAACAGGAUAUGCCCACUAGUUAUAUUUGUAUGAAGGUGAUAAAGUGUGUCUUUGGAGAAAUAUUGAUAAUGUCCUUCUGUUUGUAAUGUGAAGAGGGAGGGAGGGAGGGAGGGAAGGGAGAAAGUUGUAUGUAUUUUUUGGUGUGAGGUAUCUGUAUAGUAUAUAUGUAUGGAUCUUUAUUUUUCUUGUCGAACUCCUGUGGAAAAAAUGUGGAUAUUUAUACGUGUAAAUAACUUCUGUAUAGAGUCGGUGUUGUCGUGUGGAACUCACUUCCUGGUUUGGCCAUGGUCAAAGUUCCAUCGGAGCCAAUAAUACUGUACUCAGAAUGUAACUGCUUGAAUAGACAACCCUCAAUGAAAAGGUGUAGGAUGUAUAUGAUGCACAUCUUCAGCUAUUAAAUACUGGUGAAUCUAGUUCAUCUCAAGAACAAUAGUUGAUACUUGUAAACUUAUGAGUUUUUCAGUAGGCUGAUGACUGAAAUAACUGGAUUGGCAGGUUCACUAAACUCAAUCAGCAUACUUAAGAUACCUGCCCCUUCACCCAUAAACACACUCACUAUUUAUCAGAUAGACUAGCUCCCACAGAGUCAGUGCUGUGUGUGGUUUCUGAGUCAGUGCUGUGUGUGGUUUCUGAGUCAGCGCUCUGUGUGUGGUUUCUGAGUCAGGGCUGUGUGUGUGGUUUCUGAGUCAGGGCUGUGUGUGUGGUUUCUGAGUCAGCGCUCUGUGUGUGGUUUCUGAGUCAGCGCUCUGUGUGUGGUUUCUGAGUCAGCGCUCUGUGUGUGGUUUCUGAGUCAGCGCUCUGUGUGUGGUUUCUGAGUCAGCGCUGUGUGUGUGGCUCAGGGGCUUUGGGACAUCUGUCAGUGCCACAGGGUGUGUAACCCUAAUGUAACCCCCAUUUCCUGCCCCCUCUGUCUCUUAGCAUAGGGAGUUAGAGGAGACAUUACUGUACACUGUCCACUGCAGCCUGAUCUCGCUCUCACACACACACACACACACACACACACACACACACACACACACACACACACACAGAAAGAGGGAACUAGUAGGAGAGACACUUUCCCAAACGCACACAAACACUCAGUGAUCCCAACUAAGCUCAGUGGUCAGAACUCUGUCAGCACAUUCACAUACCCUUCUGUUCUCCAGAGACUGGGAGAGAGCCACACACACACUCCUCUUGCCCAAUGUCAGGGAUUUAAAGGAGAAUGUGUUCUAAGAACACUUUCUGAGAAUCAUCUGUACUGUUGCUCUCUCUCUGUGAGUGCUACGUUUUACAGCUUUCCCAAAAUAAAAUACCCAAUUGGCCAAACUUGACCUCCACUGACUGGUCCCGAAGUAAAAUGCUUCUAGAAAAUCACUAUCCAACUAUGUCUUCAGUCUUUUACAACAUUUCGUUUUUUUUAAGUAAAUGUUUUCUGGGAAUGUACUUCUCUUGACCUCCAUUUGUACUGCCUGGCACAAAGGUUUUAAUAUAGAAAUGCUUUUAGAGAGUUGAUGUAAUGUUCCUGACCUGCAGCUAACACAGCUUUAGGUUGUUAUUUAGUUGUUGUUGAUAAUCCACAUCGUCCUCCUCUGGCUCUAAACACUGAUGACUAAUCGAAGCCUUAGCUUCCUUGUCGUCUCGAUCGCUCUCCCCUGACGUGUACAUAGUAUAAAUAUAUAAAUACAGUAUCUAGCGGAAAGAAAAAUAAAGAAUUACUAAUUUAUGGUGUCACGUGUUCUAUUUCUCAGUGGCAAGCAUGAAGGAUUUAUUCUCUUCUGUAUCAAUGCUUAGUCCUUAUCUUUUUAUCUCUUAUUGCAGUGAUUUAUCAAUUAUGUUUUUGGAGUGCUUUAUUUCUCGAUUGCUUUGCUGUGAUUACUACGCCAAAACAGGCUUAAUGUGCUUUUACUGCACAAAAUGGUGCACGGUGCACACUCGAAACAAUCUCACCACAAAAUGUGCUUUUUAUUCACCAUUCUAUGAACUUGUUUAUUUUAUUUUUUAAAGAAUCAUUUUAGAAUUUGUCACUAUUUGUCAUGUCUUUCUAUUUUUUGUAUAAUUUUUUUUCUAUUUGGUUGCAAUUAAAGUUUUCUUGAUUUUUGAAAUGA
Salvelinus fontinalis (brook trout) is the source of this 6889-nucleotide messenger RNA. Its product is annotated as poliovirus receptor-like. The record is from RefSeq and is a predicted model, not a curated record. The transcript is spliced from 7 exons. The coding region runs from base 307 to 1926 and encodes 539 amino acids. Lineage: Eukaryota; Metazoa; Chordata; Actinopteri; Salmoniformes; Salmonidae.